GGUGCGGAGGGAGAGAAGAGAAAGAGAAGAAAGAAUCUUGACAAAAAAAAAAAAAAAAGAAAGAGAAGAAAGAACAGAGAGAGAGAGAGGAGGGAGAGAGAAACCGAGCGAGCGAGAUCUCUGAAUUAGGGUUCCCAAAUUCCCCCGUGUGCAAGGAGGAGGCGAGUGUGAGGGAUUUAGAGAGAGAAGAGAGGUGAGAACGCUGAGUGCUCAGCUGAGAGAUUCCAUUUCACCCCCAACAGGAGAAGGAGUGCCUGGAAUUUCUUUUUUAUUUUCUUUUCUUGUUCCCCCUCCCUUUCUUUGCUUUCCCCACAUUUUGUUAGGCACUUUCCCUCUUCCACUGCCCUACCUUCAAGUCUCUGAUGGAGCAGCGAAAGCUUGUGGUUUUGGGUAUUCCAUGGGACGUGGACACUGAGGGCUUGAGGGAAUACAUGAGCAAGUACGGUGAAUUGGAAGAUUGUAUUGUUAUGAAGGAGCGAUCAACUGGACGAUCUCGUGGAUUUGGAUAUGUUACAUUUGCUUCAGUGGAUGAUGCUAAGGAUGUUCUAUCAGGUGAACAUGUUCUUGGCAACAGGAUGCUGGAAGUCAAAGUGGCCACACCAAAGGAGGAGAUGAGAGCUCCACCCAAAAAAGUAACCAGAAUAUUUGUAGCCAGGAUUCCACAAUCAGUAACAGAAGCAUCUUUUAGAAGUCAUUUUGAGAAAUAUGGUGAUAUAACAGAUCUAUACAUGCCAAAGGAUCAAGGAUCAAAAAUGCAUCGUGGAAUUGGUUUUAUCACCUUUGCAAGUGCAGAUUCUGUCGAGAGUUUGAUGGCAGAAACCCAUGAACUGGGAGGUUCUACCGUGGUGGUUGAUCGAGCUACACCCAAGGAUGAUGACUUCAAGCCAGUAGGCAGAAUGCCACAGGGAGGGUAUGGUGCAUAUAAUGCUUAUAUUUCUGCAGCAACUAGAUAUGCAGCACUUGGUGCUCCUACUUUGUAUGAUCAUCCAGGCCCAGUCUACGGAAGGGGAGAACCAUCUCGUGGAAUCGGUAAAAAGAUUUUUGUUGGCCGACUUCCCCCAGAGGCAACUUCUGAAGAUCUUCGUCAAUAUUUUGGAAGAUUUGGCCGUAUAUUAGAUGUUUACGUUCCCAGGGAUCCUAAGAGAUCAGGUCAUAGAGGUUUUGGAUUUGUUACUUUUGCUGAAGAUGGUGUAGCAGAUCGUGUCUCACGAAGGCCUCAUGAAAUUUGUGGACAACAGGUAGCAUUAGAUUCAGCCACACCUGUUGAUGAUGCAAGUCCGAGUGAGAAUUUUAUGAUGAAUGGCGUGGGUUCUUUUGGGGGCUAUGGAGGUCCUAUGCGAACUUAUGGGAGGAUGUAUGGUAGCCUGGACUUCGACGAUUGGGGUUAUGGAAUUCCCAGUGGGAGGCCAUCAAGAGCAGAUUGGAGGUAUAGACCAUACUAGGAGAGAGCACAGUUUCAUUGGUAUCAUCGCCGUACGAAAUGCUAAAAUGGAUUGGAUCUGUAAACCAGAUAAUACUAUUUCCCCCCAUAUGUUUUUAUUAUCAUGUAUCUUAGUUGCAUUGCAUUUGAUUCAUUUCAUAAAGAUUUGACGUAGUUUAUUGCUCAAAGGUCCAACACAAUCUUUCCUCUUUUAUCUGAGUUUGCAACCAGCUCUGUAACAGAUGAUGAAAUAAUGUGUUCCGUGUAGUUUGCAGUGUUGAUGCUGAUUUAUGAUUCACCAUAAAUAAAUGUAGUCUUAUGCCUAA
Messenger RNA from Arachis duranensis, 1746 nucleotides. RefSeq lists its product as uncharacterized. NCBI's taxonomy places the organism in Eukaryota, Viridiplantae, Streptophyta, Magnoliopsida, Fabales, Fabaceae. The record is from RefSeq and is a predicted model, not a curated record. Bases 363 to 1442 code for a protein of 359 amino acids. The transcript has 15 exons. Gene Ontology annotation, molecular function: RNA binding.